This is a messenger RNA of Drosophila serrata, 907 nucleotides long. RefSeq lists its product as uncharacterized. The record is from RefSeq and is a predicted model, not a curated record. NCBI's taxonomy places the organism in Eukaryota, Metazoa, Arthropoda, Insecta, Diptera, Drosophilidae.
CUGUUGCUUCCUUCAUGGCCUUCAAGAACGUGUAUUUGGAAAAGUGGUCCACCACAAUGAAGAUCCAGGCAUGCCCUUUCUUCGACCCCGAGUACUUGCCAAGGAAGUCGAUGUACAGCUUCUGGAAUGGCCGCUCAGUCUGUACUCGCUCACCGAUUCCGACCAUCAUACGGUGAUUCGGCGCCUUCGACUCCUUGCAGCCCUGGCAUCUUCGAACAAAUUCCCGAACCUGCAGCACCAUCCCGGGCCAGUAGAACUGCCUCCGAAGGAUCUCCAUGGUCUUCCCCAUUCCGCCGUGUGCUGCCUUUGGGUCCGUAUGGGCUCGCUCUAUCAGGCUGUGGGUCAGACUCUGCGGUAUCCAGAGCUUCCACGCCGAUCCGUCCGCCUCGUCGUCCAAAGUUGCCGGGGAGGUUCGCUUGAAGAUGAGCCCGUCCUCAAUCCUAAGAUCCGCAAAUUCGGUGGUCUCAAAACCCAGCAACUCUGUCAGGUCCACCGAGAUCUCCUCCACGCAUCGCGAAAGCGUGUCUGCCACCACGUUCUCGCUACCUUUUCGGUGUUCGAUUGUAAAGUUAAAACCCUGGAGCUGCAGAGACCACCUGGCCAGGCGUCCCGACAGAUCUUUCAUGGACAUCAACCACUUCAAGCUAACGUGAUCCGUGAUGCACGUAAACGGCAUGCCUUCCACGUAUGGUCGGAACUUCCGGAUCGCCAGGAGGGCUGCCAGGCACUCUUUUUCGGUGACGGUGUAAUUCACCUGGUGCUUGUUCAUCUUCGCCGAGAAGAAUGCUAUCGGAUGCUCCUGGUUGUCCUCGUUCUUUUGGAAAAGAACGGCUCCAACCCCGAUGUGUGAUGCGUCACACUGAAUAUAAAUGUGCCGCUUGAAAUCGGAGUGCACCAGGACUGGUGC